Lampris incognitus (smalleye Pacific opah) is the source of this 485-nucleotide messenger RNA. RefSeq names its product complexin-2. The record is from RefSeq and is a predicted model, not a curated record. The transcript is spliced from 3 exons. Gene Ontology annotation, biological process: regulation of neurotransmitter secretion; neurotransmitter transport; synaptic vesicle exocytosis. Gene Ontology annotation, cellular component: SNARE complex; terminal bouton. Gene Ontology annotation, molecular function: syntaxin binding. NCBI's taxonomy places the organism in Eukaryota, Metazoa, Chordata, Actinopteri, Lampriformes, Lampridae. Bases 81 to 485 code for a protein of 134 amino acids.
GAGAGAUCCCAGGUUUGGGUGGCUACAUGCACAGCUCGUUUUGGCGUUGAGAAGAAAGUACAAAGGACACAGCAGGAACCAUGGAUUUUGUAAUGAAACAAGCCUUAGGUGGGGCCACCAAAGAUAUGGGUAAGAUGCUGGGUGGAGAAGAGGAGAAGGAUCCAGAUGUAGCCAAAAAGGAAGAGGAGAGACAGGAGGCCUUAAGGCAGCAGGAGGAGGAGAGGAAGGCCAAACAUGCCCGUAUGGAGGCAGAGAGGGAAAAAGUGCGGCAGACCAUCAGGGACAAGUAUGGACUGAAGAAGAAGGAGGAGAAGGAGGCUGAGGAGAAAGCGGCCAUGGAGCAGGCAUGCGAGGGCUCACUGACGCGCCCCAAAAAGGCCAUCCCAACAGGCUGUGGAGACGAUGACGAGGAUGAUGAAGAGAGCAUUCUAGACACUGUGCUCAAGUUCCUGCCAGGACCACUACAGGACAUGUUUAAGAAGUAA